CACAGAUAAGCGUAUUCUCUAAUCUUCGGCAGCAAAAAAUCACAUAACCAUACUGUUUUCACUUAGAGGAACACAUUUAAUUAAGAUUUUGUUAUGGUAUUUUUUUGUACAUUUACUAACACACUAUAAUCCAUUAUAUAAACUGCACUCAAGAUUUAGAUUUAUUAAUUAAACCUUUCGAAACAUGGCUGCCAUUUUUACAUCCUCCUGUUUCCAAAUUCUGCUCAUUGCUACAAUCAUCCUCUCCAGUUCCAUAUUCGCACACGCCACGGGUCCGUUUAACAAAAUUUACGCCUUCGGCGAUUCAUUUACGGACACCGGAAACACGAGAACUCUAGCGAAAGACCUCGGCGGUUUCAGCCACGUUUCGAAUCCUCCAUAUGGCAGCACAUUUUUUCACCACCCGACGAAUAGAUUUUCGGACGGGCGGCUCGUAAUCGACUUCAUAGCUGAGAAAUUUUUACUGCCUUUUCUGCCACCUUAUUUGUACCUCAAAGGCAAUGCAGCUAUUGGGGUGAAUUUUGCAGUUGGUGGCUGUACCGCUAUUAGUCAUGAUUUUUUUGUGAAAAAUAAUAUGACACUUAAUGUUGUACCUCAAUCUAUUGGAACUCAGAUCGGUUGGUUCAAUCAGAUUUUGGCCAAGCAGGGGUGUAAAGGUUCGGUUAAUUCGAGCCCUGCUUGUAAAGCUGCUUUAGAAAAUUCUUUAAUUUGGUUUGGUGAAAUUGGAGUUAAUGAUUAUGCUUAUUCAGCGUUGAGCUCAGUAUCUAAAGAAACCAUUCAGAAACUUGUGAUCGGUGCCGUAACUAAGGCUCUUAAGGAAAUUCUAAGCAAAGGAGUGAAAAAUGUUGUAGUCCAAGGAUUACCUCCGACAGGAUGCUUACCAUUAGCACUAGCAAUGUCUCCAUCAAACGACAGAGAUGAAAUGGGCUGUGAGAAGAAUUCAAAUAUUCAAAUCAAAGUUCACAACACAGCUCUGCUUGCAGAAUUACAACAGCUCAGAAAGCAAUUUCCUACUGCUAAAAUCAUCUACCUCGACUACUACAAUGCCUACGCGACGGUUCUGAAAAAUCCCGGAGCUUUUGGAUUCAGGGAACCGUUCAAGGUAUGCUGCGGAUCAGGAAAUCCCCCGUACAAUUUUAAUUACUUCGCGACAUGUGGCUUACCUAAUGUGCAAGCUUGUCCAAACCCUGCUCAGUACAUUAAUUGGGAUGGAGUUCACCUCACUGAAGCAAUGUAUAAUGUGCUUGCUCACAUGUUUGUUAAUGGAGGCUUUGCUCAACCACCUUUUUCGGUUCUUGUUGGGAAGUAAAUAGGAAGAACGGUGAAUCUUUCGCCAUUACAGUCGAUAGUAUAUUAUUGGCGCCAGCAGCUUUUACGAGCUGUAUGAAAGUGCGGGAAAAUACCGUCAAAAUACAGAUUAUUUAGUAUGUAAAAGAAAAGUAUAAGUCGUUUCGUAGGUGAAAUCCGUUCAAAAAACCUCAUUUACCAUGUAACAAAAUAAAAAGUGUAAAAAGAGUAAAGAAAAAAAUAAACUUUCUAACUCAAACACAGUAAUUU
Messenger RNA from Mercurialis annua (annual mercury), 1557 nucleotides. RefSeq names its product GDSL esterase/lipase At3g48460-like. The coding region runs from base 185 to 1309 and encodes 374 amino acids. The record is from RefSeq and is a predicted model, not a curated record. The transcript is spliced from 2 exons. NCBI's taxonomy places the organism in Eukaryota, Viridiplantae, Streptophyta, Magnoliopsida, Malpighiales, Euphorbiaceae. Gene Ontology annotation, molecular function: hydrolase activity, acting on ester bonds.